AGUUUGACCCAAAGAAAGAAGACAAAACAGCGCGAACGGAGAAAUAAGGAAGUGAAACAAAGACGACCUAAGCCUAACAAACAAUAGAAUUUUCCCUAAAAAACAAUUUGCCUUUAAUGUCUUGUUGUUUUUUUACCCCUGAUGUUACAAUAAAUGGAUCUUGUGUGAUUGACGUUCAGCCAUGGCUGAACAACCCGCGGCAGAAAUCCAGCUGCUUAGAAGCCUGAAGGCCAAGCUAAUAGACAUUCUGAGCAGCGAUGCGGACUACAUCCUGCAGCAUGCAGAUUCUCGCUCUCUGCUGUCUCCUCAUGGCUACCAGCACGUGAAAGCUUGUCGUGUUCCACAUGAGAAGGUCACAGAGCUGCUGGAUCGCAUAAUCCUGAGAGGGACCGAAGCAGCCCAGUUACUGCUAGAACUACUGAAAGACCCGGACCUGCAGGAAACCUUCCCAAGGCUUCAUUUUAUUAAGGAUUUUCAAGUGAACGCACCACUUUCAGGUGAAACAAACAAACAAGGAGCAGGAAAGAGACAUCACACUCCAGAUUUACAAGAGCCAGUUCCAAUAAAACAAACCAAAGGUUGUCCUUUAGUAACAGAGAAGCAGCUGAUGAUUGUCGCCCGAUCUGUUGGCAAAUCCUGGCGAGAAAUUGGCAGAAUGUCUCUGGACAUCCCCUCUGUAAAGCUGGAGCAGAUUGAGGAGGACCACACUACCCACAGGGAGCGCGUAUUUGCCAUGCUGAGAUACUGGAAAACCUGUCGGAGGCAAAACGCCACCGCUGCUCGCCUGCAUUCACUACUUAGUGAGGGAGAGCUGGCACUACCAGCAGAAAGCCUUGAAGUUCUAUCAGAGACAAUCUAGUACCUGUUGGGAGAUGAGAAGGGGGACAUUUUUAGUUAAAAUUAGUGUUUUUCUUUUUAUAAAGACUAUGAUAUGAUAUCAAUUAAAUGCAAAACCUAAACUCAAAAAGGUUGCAUUUACAGCUAUGGCUUUGGGUUAUGUUUUACAGGUUUUCAAAGAAUAAAAAAGAACUAUAAAUAACUGCUAGAUAAUGUUGUUUAACAGUUUUCCUAUGUAUGAAACCCUUGUAAGCUUGUACAUUAGAUCUGUAUGAAGGUUUGUGAAAGCCUGAAACAACAACACAACAAUGGUUUGUCUGUGUUAAGUUAAACUUUUUAUUUCAGUGGUAUGUUUUGAGCUGUUUAUAUAGUUUAAAGAGAAGUAUUUGUAGAAAUUGUAAAUAUAAAUUAUCUUUUUCUUUGGA
This is a messenger RNA of Betta splendens (Siamese fighting fish), 1262 nucleotides long. RefSeq lists its product as uncharacterized. Gene Ontology annotation, molecular function: protein binding. The record is from RefSeq and is a predicted model, not a curated record. Lineage: Eukaryota; Metazoa; Chordata; Actinopteri; Anabantiformes; Osphronemidae. The coding region runs from base 182 to 859 and encodes 225 amino acids. The transcript has 3 exons. Gene Ontology annotation, biological process: regulation of apoptotic process; signal transduction.